This is a messenger RNA of Colletotrichum destructivum, 621 nucleotides long. RefSeq lists its product as uncharacterized. Lineage: Eukaryota; Fungi; Ascomycota; Sordariomycetes; Glomerellales; Glomerellaceae. The coding region runs from base 1 to 621 and encodes 206 amino acids. The transcript has 2 exons. The record is from RefSeq and is a predicted model, not a curated record.
AUGGUCAACCAGCUCCCGAAACUUCUCUCCUUCAAUUUAUUUUUUUCUUCACAGUUCGUCGUGCCACGCACACUCAGCUUGCUAUCCACAGUCUCUCGACACCCAGCUCCAUCCACACAUAUUGGGGUCUUCCCCUGGACCCCUAGAGGCGCGCGCGCAUACGAUUUUUUCACGUGUUUUUGCGCGCGCCUCGCCCCCAUCAAGAGCAGGCUCCCUCGAUUUUGCGGUACGAACAGUGCUCGGCGUGUUGGACGUUUGGGGUGUGUGGUGACAAAAUCGGACAACGCGCGCGCUGCAGCCUCGAUGGGGAUGCGUUGCGCUCGGUCUGGCGGGGAUCUCUAUUUCGAGAAGCUGCCAGAUGUUUCGUGGCCUUCCUGUCGUUGCCCGUCAGGCACGAUGUUUUGCUCCGAGUUACGUGCUGCCUACAAUUGGCAGGCCGGAAGAGACCUGACGUGCGUUAGGCAAACUUGCUUACUUUCAAGAAACCGAGCUCGAUCAAUAAAUUUAGAAUUAUAUCAAACCCUUGUUGCAAGCUUUUUGAAUCACCUACCUUUUCGUGUUCUCGCCCCUGGGUGCCAUGGGAGCAGUUCCUGGUCAGCGGACAGGAUCUAUUUGACGUAG